AUGGAGCAAUUACGGAGGACAAAAUACGAUAAGGCAUGCACUGAGGACGGCAGUGAACCUAGGGACGGUAGUAACCCAGGGACGGUAGUGAACCCAGGGACGGUAGUGAACCCAGGGACGGUAGUGAACCCAGGGAAGGCAGUGAACCCAGGGAAGGCAGUGGCCCUAGGGACGGCAGUGGCCCCAGGGACGGCAGUGAACCUAGGGGCGGUAGUGAACUAG
Molecule: messenger RNA, 222 nt
Organism: Histoplasma mississippiense
Lineage: Eukaryota; Fungi; Ascomycota; Eurotiomycetes; Onygenales; Ajellomycetaceae
Exons: 2
Coding region: 1-222 (73 amino acids)
Source: RefSeq, a predicted model, not a curated record